GCCAAUACUGUGGACUCUUUUUUCUGUAUUGAUCCAGUUGAUUCAUUAUCUUUCUUUUCUCUAUUUUACAGGGAGUAUUGGAAGACUAAGACGCAAGGAACUUACCACUGCAUUUGUUGUGACACACCUCUGUUUGAAUCAUCAACAAAAUUUGACAGUGGAACCGGUUGGCCAUCUUACUAUCAACCCAUAGGAAAUAAUGUGAAGUCAAAGUUAGACAUGUCCAUAAUUUUCAUGCCUCGACAGGAAGUUCUUUGUGCAGUUUGUGUGGCUCAUCUUGGCCAUGUCUUUGAUGACGGUCCUCCUCCCACAGGGAAGCGUUAUUGUAUUAACAGUGUUUCCUUAAAACUGAAACCAAAAUAGGGAAAAGUUUGACAGGUUGAGACUAAGAACAAGGGAUGCAGUAUCCAAGUUCAUAUACUGCUAUUAUCAAAAGUCUUGUGCCAAGAUUCAUUGUCAGUACCUGUGACAGUAUGUGUAUAUCUGUAUAAUCCUUACCUCUCUGUGGUUAUCUUGUUUGCUUGCUAUAGAAUUCUGUAACUGCUCAAGUCAGUGUGGGUAUGUUAUUCUCUAAUAU
This is a messenger RNA of Telopea speciosissima, 577 nucleotides long. Its product is annotated as peptide methionine sulfoxide reductase B1, chloroplastic-like. The record is from RefSeq and is a predicted model, not a curated record. The annotation marks the transcript as partial. Gene Ontology annotation, cellular component: cytoplasm. NCBI's taxonomy places the organism in Eukaryota, Viridiplantae, Streptophyta, Magnoliopsida, Proteales, Proteaceae. The transcript has 3 exons. Gene Ontology annotation, molecular function: peptide-methionine (R)-S-oxide reductase activity. Gene Ontology annotation, biological process: protein repair; response to oxidative stress.